AAGCAGAAACCAUGGACAAAUCAUCUGACCCCAAAAAAAGGACAAGAAGAGGUGUAGUAGCUAAUUGAAUAAAUAAACAGUGCAUAAUAGUGAACGGUGACAUGUAAGUACAAAAAAAACAUGAUUGUCUGCAGGCCAAAACUACUUCAGUGUGAAAAUGCUUAGCACUAAUCCUGCGUUGUGUCUUACAUUGCUUGAUUUUUUAAAAAUGUUUUUAAUCAUAACUUGGUAGUUUUCCAUUUAGGGGUACAUCUAACCAAGACUGUAUCGUCUAGUUAAUACAGGAAAUAUACUGGAUAGCCUUACGGACUACUCCCUUACCGAAAAAGAACUAAAUCUGCCUGCUAAACGAUUAAGGAAUAGCACCAUUUAGGUAUUUUGCUGAGAGAGAAUUACGAGCUAAGUUUGGAAUCGUAUUGCUGCUUACGAAAAGAUGGACCUUUACAAAAAAAUAUCACCAUAUCAAUGAAUGAGAUUAACAGUGGCCAAUAGACAGACAUAACAUUUCAUAAAGUAGAAUUAGAGAAAGUUAAACAGAAUUUAAUUUCCAUUUUUGACAAGUAAACAGCCACACAAAAAAGACCAUUUCAAUAUUGGUUUCUCUACAACCAAACAUAGUGAUACGCUAAAAUAUACAGUUAGAGAUGUUUCUGAGAAAAUGGCCAUUUUGGUUGUCUUUUUAGUGAUUGGACAUUUAACCUGAGGUGCAGAAGAGAAACCAACGCCAUUCAUCAAGAUGACUCUGUCGCCAUUGCACCAUGCAGAACUCUGGAACUAAUAACAACACAAAUCCAGCUAUUAUUACUAAGAAUUUCUUAUUUCCUUGAAUAUAUACAUACAUACAGAAAACAUUUCUCUAUCUGCAUGUUUGAUACAUUAAGUCAAAUUAUUUCUGGCUUUCCGGCACAAGUCCUCCCCGACAUUUGUAAGCUUCAAUGUUCUACUCCUUGUAUCAAAAACUGGUGUAAUUGGUGUUAGUAGAGGCCAUUACCUUCCUUCAAAAUGUUAUGAAGUGGUAACGGCCUUGAAUGUGAAAUAACGACAUUAAGAUCCUUUUCCAAGCAAAAAAAAAUGAUAGAAAUGGAAUUCUGCAGUUACUAGGAAACAUCUUUUAAUUGUCACAUUGAAACUCAUGGAAAAUACUGAGAUGUGUUGUUAGUUAUAGGAGUUACAUCACAAAAUUUUGAGUAGUUUUUGUUACAUAGAAAAUUGCCUUUUAAAGAAUUAAGGAAACCGUAAAAGUCUAGUUUGAUAGUCUGACAAACACUAAAGAGGAAGAAAAUAAGCCAGAAAGAUACCACGAUGGUCAAGGAUGGAGAAGAUAAACAUGGAUUGCAAAUGACGAACUUGAAAAAAAUUGGGAUAAAUUUUUCAAGAUGUACAAACCAUGACGUAUCUCCUUUAAAUCACUAAUAAAAGUUUCAGUUAUAUUAAUCAGGGUCUUUAAUGUGCGGAAAGGCUAUUUUUAAUUCCCUGCGUAAAGAUAAUUUUGUUAUGCAUUAAUUCGGCAUUUCACUCCAAAAUUUUGUUACAUCAUAAUUCAUUUUGGGAUACAAUGAUUCGCAAAUGUAAUUACCUUGUAACAAAAUAAUAAAAAUGUAAACCAUCAAUAUCGUUUAAUUAUUCACUUUCUUCUUUUGUUCCUCUACAAGAGUACAUACACAACUGACCACUUUGUCCUCGCGUAUCCUUUGCAGGUUACAUAGAGCCUCUCUGACGUGGCCUAGAGUGUAUGGAAUGGGGUAGUCUGACGUGGAGUAUGCCGAUUUAUGGGUGAAUUGCCUUAUCACUCUUUUCUUUACCUUUUUGGGUUUUUGUUCCCAACUAAUAUGACUGUUACUGCUAUGAAAAAUCAAUAAGAAUUCCCCUGCAAAGGGCACAAGUUCAAAAAUAAACCAAGGUUAACCCUCCACGCUAACAUAUCACUUCUCACUGCUGUCCACAUAUUUCAUGAUACUCAGAGUUGGGAGAAUCUACUUAAACAUCUAGACACUUUUUCUACAGGACAGGGUCGGGUUGUUCGAAAGACGAGUUGAAUUAACCUCAGGUUAGGCCUAACGGGAGAUUAAAUUUCUAUACCACAGGUUUGUUAGCUCCUGGUUAAAAUUGCAUUGUUCAAAGCUGGGUUAAACGACAGGUUAGUUAACCUUGGGUUAACGGUGAUAACGCGAGGUUAGCAUUCCACAAUACACUAGGAAUUUUCUUCUGAGUUUGUUGUUUACAACCGGCGAAAAGCACUAACAUGCCUCCCAGGUUUCAAUUUUGACAGAGAAAGUAGAGGAAAACUUGGCCAUUCUGCAGAGUAAAUUCACUAAUAGUGUUACAGACUUGAAGAAAUACAGGUGUGGUCGGAAAUUAUCACAGCGGUAAACGCUGUUGGAGUGGACAAGCCCACUGAAUCAGAGGUCGACGAAAGAUGGAAAAAUCUUCAUUCCGCUGCCAAAAGAGAAUUCACAAAAUUCCGUAAAGAAAGCAAGAAAACUUGCGGAGGCCCUGCCCCAAAAGAAAUAUCAGUGACAACUUCAAAAGUUAUUGAACUUUUCCAGGACACUUCAUCGUUUGUAGGCCUAGUGGGAUUUGAAACAAAUUGUCCAAAUGGUAAGCCACCAUUUUAAACUUUCAUUUCCGCAUUAUGAGCUUAACUUUUUGUUUUAUAACGUCACAAGCUGGUCUCUCUUCAGCUCAACAUCACCAGUUUCAAGUAGUAAGUCAUCUAAGAAAAAGUGGGUAAACAGAUUAAGCAUUAUUAACGCUUGUUUCAGUGUUUUUUGUUAGCACUUAACUGCUUUUGCGAUGUGUAGGUCACGAAAGUUGACCUCAUCGAGUCCCCGACUUUUGAAAUUAAGUAUGGUGUUUCUGUCCCUUUGUGAGCAAGAAAAGUUGAAAAUAUCUUUUAGGAGAAUGAAUAGCAGUUAUUUCAUUUUAAACGAGACCAACCAAAAAAGCAAAACCAGCUACUCGGCAACUUUAAAAACAAAUACAACUUUUUAGCAACUUUUAGAUACUUUUAUCGGGAACUUGUGGCUAAGCGUGUCACUGGAUAUCGCAUCUAAUAAUUCAGCAUGGUCAUCAGAUUCGACAUCAAGGUGUGGCAGCGACUGUGGCGAAAAAAAGAACAAAAUACUGGAUUACUCGAGCGCAUGACCUGGUGAAGUCAAUAAAGUUCCGUUGCCUGGUUUGCCGAGAAAUUGUAGCAAAAGUUGAAUCACAAAUCAAUGCAGACUUACCACAAAGUCCUCUCGCUCCAUUUACUCCACUGUUUCAUAACACUUCGUGUGAUUAUUUUGAUCCCUACCGUGUAUGAAUUAACCGUAACAAAGUGGUCGAGCAUUAUGGUGUCAUCUUUACAUGUCUGAACAGUAGAGCAGUUCAUCUUGACGUUGCAGCAGAUUGCACCACUAUGGAAUACAUGCAGGUGCUAAAAACAGUCUUUGCCUUAAGAGGAGUACCCGAGUUGAUGAUAAGUGACAAUGGUUCCCAGCUAGUUGGCACUGAACGAGAGCUUCGAAAUAUAAUUGAAGGAUUGGAUACAGAAAAAUUCAAGAGUUCUCUGCUGAAAAAGGAAUGAAGUGGAAGUUCACAACACCGGCCGCUCCCCACCAGAAUGGUUGUGUGGAAGCUUUAGUAACGAGCUGCUAGAUCGCAUUACAAAGGUAAUUGGAGAGCAAACACUGACCCCACUCGAGCUGCAGACAUGUUUCGUAGAAGUUGCAAAUUUGGUCAACCAGCUUCCAAUGGGCCACAUCCCAAGUGAUCCAGACGACGGCACAUAUCUUUGUUUGCACGAUGUUACUUAGAAGAGUGUCAUCUAGAGUUCCUCAAGGAGCAUUCAGACACACUAAGAACCCCCGACAGAGUGGAGUUUGUCCAGAAAAUAGAUUCGUUUUGGACACACUGGAUAAGAGAUGUGUUCCCUUCGUUACUGCCUAGGAAGAAGUGUUAUGAAGAGAAACAGAAUGUUCGAGUUGAUGACUUUGUGUUAGUGAAAACUCCUGAUGCAAUUUCUGGAAUGGUGGCUGAGUAGUCAGUGUCUAACCUGGACAGGAAACAUUAGUCGGAAACGUUAGUCAGAAACGUUAAAGUCAAGACAUGCUCAGGAGAAUAUGACAGACCCAUCACUAAAAUUGCUGUGGUAUACUGGGCAGAAGGAUACUGUGACGACGACCAGAGAGGAUGAGAGCUAAUGCCCUCAUUGGGACAAGUGUUUUAUUGCGUGACAUUUGCUAAGAAAAUGACGUUUGUCUUCAUCAGUUUUGUACUUAUGCAACAGGAUUGGCUUUUUACAGACACGUUUAGUAGGGGAUUACAGUAUGAUUACAAACUUGUAGGUUUUAUUCGUUUUUAUGGAUCUGGUAAUAACACUGGAAUCCUGGCACGA
Molecule: messenger RNA, 4378 nt
Organism: Porites lobata
Lineage: Eukaryota; Metazoa; Cnidaria; Anthozoa; Scleractinia; Poritidae
Source: the annotation of a GenBank genome assembly